AUGUCACGCCGUGGAACUUCAGUUAACUAUGCUGAUUUAGAUGCUGGGAAUUUCUCUGAUUUAUCAUCUUCAGAGGAUGAGAAGUAUCAAGAUAUGGAUUUCAAAUUCGGAUCACGAAAGAAAAGAAAUCAUCAACCUGAAGAUAUGAAUGAUGAAGAAUUAUUGAAGAAGAGAAAGGCAGAAGAAAGUAUUGAUGCCAUUAAAGCCUCCAUCAGUAAUAAAGAAUUCAAUGACGAUGAUAUGAUAGAUUUAACUCCAGAUAUCCCCAAUGACUAUGUUCCUGAUGCAGUGUCCAAAAGUUUUAACAAAGGAGACUUUUCAUAUUUAAGAUUGAAGCCUGACCAUUUUUCAAGACCAAUUUGGAUAUCACCUAAAGAUGGUAGGAUUAUUUUAGAAUCAUUUUCUCCAUUGGCUGAACAAGCCCAAGAUUUUUUGAUCACUAUUGCCGAACCAGUUUCAAGACCUUCACAUAUUCAUGAGUAUAAGAUUACACCUUAUUCAUUGUAUGCCGCAGUUUCAGUAGGUUUAGAAACUGAUGAUAUCAUUCAAGUUUUGAAUCGAUUAUCCAAGGUCCCUGUGGCGGAAUCCAUCAUAAAUUUCAUCAGAGGUGCUACAGUAUCUUACGGUAAAGUUAAGUUGGUUUUAAAACACAAUAGAUAUUUUGUUGAAAGUGCUCAAGCUGAUGUUUUACAAAUGUUAUUGAAAGAUCCAGAAAUUGGUCCUUUAAGAAUUAAUAGUGAAAGUACAGUCAAUUCCAAUGGGUUGGUUAAAUCAUCAGCUCCACAACAAGGGAACUUGGUUAUUCCUGGUACUAAGAAAACUGAUGAUAAGAAAGAUCAAGAAACUGAAGAUAUUUUCGCUUCAGUCAUUGGAAACAAAGCAGAUGAAGAUGAAGAUGAUGACAUGGAUGCAGUUCAUUCAUUUGAAAUUGCCAACGAUUCUGUUGAAAUAGUUAAAAGAAGAUGUCAAGAGAUUGAAUAUCCUGUUUUGGAAGAAUAUGAUUUCCGUAAUGAUGGUAGAAAUCCCGAUUUGGAAAUAGAUUUGAAACCUUCAACUCAAAUCAGACCUUAUCAAGAAAAGUCGUUAUCUAAAAUGUUUGGUAAUGGACGUGCUAGAUCAGGUAUUAUUGUUUUACCUUGUGGAGCUGGUAAAACUUUGGUAGGUAUUACGGCUGCUUGUACUAUAAGAAAAUCAGUAAUCGUUUUAUGUACAUCAUCAGUAUCAGUUAUGCAAUGGAGACAACAAUUCUUACAAUGGAGUACAAUUCAACCUGAAAGUGUUGCAGUGUUCACCUCUGAAAACAAAGAAAUGUUUACUACUGAUGCUGGUUUAGUUGUUUCAACUUAUUCAAUGGUUGCUAAUACUCGUAAUAGAUCACAUGAUUCCCAAAAAGUAAUGGAUUUCUUAACUUCCAGAGAAUGGGGUUUCAUUAUUUUAGAUGAAGUUCAUGUGGUUCCAGCAGCUAUGUUUAGAAGAGUUGUUACCACCAUUGCUGCUCAUUCAAAAUUAGGUUUGACAGCCACUUUGGUCAGAGAAGAUGAUAAAAUUUAUGAUUUGAAUUUCUUGAUUGGACCUAAAUUAUAUGAAGCUAAUUGGAUGGAUUUAGCUCAAAAGGGACACAUCGCCAAUGUUCAAUGUGCCGAAGUUUGGUGUCCAAUGACUUCAGAAUUCUAUCAAGAAUAUUUGAGAGAAAAUUCUCGUAAGAAAAUGUUAUUAUAUAUUAUGAAUCCCACCAAAUUUCAAGCAUGUCAGUUUUUAAUUCAUUAUCAUGAAAAAAGAGGUGACAAAAUCAUUGUUUUCAGUGAUAAUGUUUAUGCUUUACAAGAAUAUGCUUUGAAAUUAGGGAAACCUUUCAUUUAUGGUUCAACCCCUCAACAAGAACGUAUGAAGAUUUUACAAAAUUUCCAACAUAAUGACCAAAUCAAUACAAUUUUCUUAUCAAAAGUCGGUGAUACUUCUAUUGAUUUACCUGAAGCUACAUGUUUGAUUCAAAUCUCAUCCCAUUAUGGUUCAAGAAGACAAGAAGCGCAAAGAUUAGGAAGAAUUUUAAGAGCCAAAAGAAGAAAUGAUGAAGGGUUCAAUGCAUUUUUCUAUUCAUUAGUUUCUAAAGAUACUCAAGAAAUGUACUAUUCCACCAAAAGACAGGCAUUCUUGGUUGACCAAGGUUACGCUUUCAAAGUCAUUACUCAUUUGAAUGGGAUGGAAAGUUUACCAAAUUUAGCUUAUGCUACCCCAAGAGAAAGAAGAGAAUUAUUACAAGAAGUGUUACUUAAGAAUGAAGAUGCAGCUGGUUUAGAAAUCGGUGAUGAUGCUGAUACAACAUUUGCAAGGAAUAGAGCAGUUAAAGUUGAAAAUUCUGGUAAUUCAGUAAAGAGUGCAGGAUCAUUAGCUGGAUUAGCAGGAGGUGAAGAUAUGGCAUACAUUGAAUAUAGUAAAAACAAGAACAAAGAAAUCAGGGAACAUCAUCCAUUGAUCAAGAAGAUGUAUUACCAAAAGAAGAAGUGA
Messenger RNA from Yamadazyma jaroonii, 2505 nucleotides. NCBI's taxonomy places the organism in Eukaryota, Fungi, Ascomycota, Pichiomycetes, Serinales, Debaryomycetaceae. The record is from the annotation of a GenBank genome assembly.